AUGGCCAGGUUCACUUGCAGGUGUUUCCACCGAUCUUGCUUGAGCUGGAGCUUUGCCACCAGAGUAGAAGGAAGAAUCUCUUUGGCUGCUUUGACGGCGAAGGCACCUACAUCAAAAACAAACGACCAGACAUAUCAGACUCAUGUCGAGGUCGAGAAGAAGGUGGAGAUCGAACAUGAAUCAAGAUGGAGAAAGAGGGGACACGGACCUCUCACUGUGAGGACGGUGGCGAGGUAUUCGACGAUGGCGGCAAGGUUCGGCGAGGUAGUGGAGGAUGGCCCCGAGGUCCGGCGAGGUGACCUGGGGGAGCCCAUGCUUGCCAGUGGAGCUGAGGAUGAGCAAGCCUCUAAUGGCCGCUUCUCGCCGGCCGGGCUGACCGGCUCCCCAAGCCCCUUCGCCAUCACAUCCCGUCCGUCAUGGAUCCGCUGGCGCAGCCACCGGCACGGCAAGGCAUCGUGCAUCCACGCGUGUGCCGCCGCCGGGCAAGAGGAAGAGGCGACAAAACUCUGCCGGUGGCGGCAUCUGCGCACGCUGCGGCCGGUGGAGAGGGAGGCCAACGCGGAGGCUGCGCCGGCGAGGCGCCUUGGCGCGGCACCUGCACGCGCUGCGGUCGGUGGAGAGGAAGAGGAGGCGGAGGCGGAGGCAGCGGCGCCGAGGCAGGAUUUGUACGGGCUUUUUUUCGUUUUCACGGGGGCCGAGGGAGACGAAGAGGAGGGAGCAGAGGCAUCGAGACGCUGUGGGGGUAACUUUUAA
Miscanthus lutarioriparius is the source of this 753-nucleotide messenger RNA. The record is from the annotation of a GenBank genome assembly. Lineage: Eukaryota; Viridiplantae; Streptophyta; Magnoliopsida; Poales; Poaceae.